GUCAUUUAACGUAUUACGGCGGCCGGUGUCGUACAUUUUGCAGAAUCACCAUGGCGCUGAAAGAGACUGCUGGGCUAUACGAGAAUCUAAAAUCAGAGUGGAAUAAGAAAAACCCCAGUCUGAGUAAAUGUGGAGACCUUCUGAGCAAACUUAAGGUUUCAUUACUGGAGCUGAACUUCUUACCUACCACUGGGUCUGCGCUCACCAAGCAGCAGCUCAUUUUAGCCCGUGAUGUCCUUGAAAUCGGAGCAUUGUGGAGCAUCCUCAAGAAGGACAUCCCAUCCUUUGAGAGAUACAUGGCCCAGCUCAAAUGCUACUACUUUGAUUACAAGGAGGAACUUCCCGAAGCUGCCUACAUGCACCAGCUGCUGGGACUGAACUUGCUCUUCCUGCUCUCACAGAACCGCGUCUCUGAGUUUCACACAGAACUUGAGAGACUGAGCGCACGAGAUAUUCAGACCAACGUAUACAUCAGACACCCAGUGUCCCUAGAGCAGUACUUGAUGGAAGGAAGCUACAACAAGGUCUUUCUAGCCAAAGGCAACAUCCCCGCAGAGAGCUACACCUUUUUUAUAGACAUUCUGCUCGACACAAUUCGUGACGAGAUCGCAGGUUGCAUAGAGAAAGCCUACGAGCAGAUCCAGUUCAACGAAGCCACGCGUGUGCUUUUCUUCAGCACCCCGAAAAAGAUGACAGAGUAUGCCAAGAAGAGGGGAUGGAGUUUGAGCCCAGAUGGCUAUUACUCUUUCAGCAGCCAGCAGCAGCGGACAGAGGAGGUGACUAUCCCCUCCACGGAGCUGGCACAACAGGUCAUCGAAUACGCACGACAGCUGGAAAUGAUUGUGUAAUCCGCCCCCAGGAACACACUCAGACAUGUACAAACACACUCAGACACACACGCUGCUGAUCCAGUGUACACCCAGUCUAAUGCUCAAAUGCUGUCACCCUGAGGGGUAAGACUUCUUAGAGGGGGUGAUUUGUUGCCCGUACUCCUUAAAAUGUUUUUUUUUUGUAUUUGAGUGAUCAGCAGAUCAUCCUGUCUUGAAAUUAGCAUUCUUUUUUUAAAGAUGGGGAUACAAAAGGGAUCACAGGUGUAUUGCUCCAUAUCUAACUCUACAUUAAACUGAGCGUUUAUUGGGUUAUUCCCAGCUGGUCACCACUGGGACUCGGCUCGAUUACAACUACAGGAAUGUGCAUACCAAACACGACUCUGUGCUUUUUCUGUCACACAUCAACUCAACAUUCUCCCCCUUAAAUUUAAGCCAACUCUUUUCUUUUUUUUUUGUAUACAAAGUUUUUCCUUAGUAGAGCUCACGGAAAUGUGUUGCCCUUGCCUUGUAUCCUAGCAACUCCCAGAAUCACCAUUGCAGUUUGAGUGUUUUCUAAAUGGUUAAGCCCGUUCCUCCUUACAUGGUUUGUAAUCCAGUUGAUAUUACAAUGGAAAUCUUUCUCUGCAAUAAACGAUUCAGAAAACAA
Eleginops maclovinus (Patagonian blennie) is the source of this 1476-nucleotide messenger RNA. It is a transcript of the gene psmd8, whose product is annotated as proteasome 26S subunit, non-ATPase 8. Bases 51 to 848 code for a protein of 265 amino acids. NCBI's taxonomy places the organism in Eukaryota, Metazoa, Chordata, Actinopteri, Perciformes, Eleginopidae. The record is from RefSeq and is a predicted model, not a curated record. The transcript is spliced from 7 exons. Gene Ontology annotation, cellular component: nucleus; proteasome regulatory particle; proteasome regulatory particle, lid subcomplex. Gene Ontology annotation, biological process: proteasome-mediated ubiquitin-dependent protein catabolic process.